AUAUAAUUAGCAGGAAAUUUUCAGGUUAAAUCAUUCAAAACUGGUUCUUUCUUCUCAAGUGUAUUGCAUCUUACUGGAAAGAAUAUUGCUUUUAGUAGGUGCUUCCAUUCUGCGACAGUUAGGCAACAGCCGUAACGUGGAUCUAUAUAGAGCUAUCUCUGUAAGAAGUUCUCAUUGCUAUUGGUAUAAUUGGCUUAUAUUAUGUGAUUCAGAGAAAAAUUGCGCCGUACGAUCUUGUUGCCAGUGAAUUAAUUCCCCAAGAACAGCGUCAAUAGUAACAAUGAAGGAAUUUUACAAAAGGAAGACUGUAACGCGACAUAUAUGAAUGGAGUUUUAAUUUGAUGCUCAGGAAAAAAAUGGAUACUUUUUGCUAUAUCGGUGGGAGGCGGUGCUUUGUUGAAUAAUUACACAAACACGCCGCUGUCAAGGAGAAAGAAUUAAAACCUAUUAAUAGAAGAAUAUUUCUCAAAAUCGUGACAAGCCGUCUGAGAUAGAUUUCUUGACAAAUUUAGCCGAGAACAAGAAUUAUAGGAAAUACUUCCCACAGUUCUGGUCUAUAGGCUGAACAAAGAGACUCAAAACAAAUAUUGGACUUUUUACAACGCACCAUUUAAUUCUUUUGAAAAUAUUACAGCGUGCUUUAAUCUGUCAAUAAUUAAUGUUCUGGAAAAUGAUCGACACUAACACGCUGGAAAUAAAGAAAAGCAAGCACUGAUGGACUUGAAUACUAUAAAUGAGUGUCCGGUUCGAGCCUUGAUAUAGCCGACAACACGGGUCAAUGGCAGUCAAUAAUGUACCUACUGCGACGCCUGGUGUCCCCGACGUCCGAAGUCAGCGACUUGAAGGAGCAGGCUGAAGCUUCGAAACUCAUCCGCAGGUUCGGUCGUAAGGGCAAGGGGAAAGGGCAGUUCAAUAUGCCAACGGGCGUAGCCGUUACCAAAGCAGGUGACGUGGUUAUAUCUGAUACCGAAAACCACAGAAUUCAAAUAUUUGGCAGUGAAGGUACAUUUAAGCAUAAAUUUGGAACGCGUGGGACAGAACUUCAGAAUUUGUGUUACCCGAUCAGUGUUGCUAUGACAACCGAUGACUGCAUUGCUGUCACGGAUAGUGUAAACGCUUGCAUUAAAGUGUUCUCACAAAAUGGCGAUUUUCUAAACAAAUAUGGUAACGACACAUUUCUAGAAUUUCCAUAUGGACUGGCUAUUAGCCACGAUAAUUUCAUGAUAGUCUCAGAUAUAUGUAAGCAUUGUAUAUAUGUGCUCUACCCGAGUGGAGGAAUAUGUAGCGCAUUUGGUUCUUACGGAAGCGAGCCAAAAGAGUUCGACCAUCCGUAUUUUGUGACUGUUAAUAGAGAAAAACAGAUUAUUGUAUCCGAUUCUGGGAACUGCUCAAUUAAGAUCUUCCAGUUCGAAGGAAAACUAUUAAGGGUUUUCAGUAGCAAGGAGUAUCGUAUAGGGGAUAAUUUCUGCGCCCUACAGGGACUGUGUACCGACUCACAGGACAAUACAAUCGUUAUAUGCAACAACGCUGUGUACAUAGUUACCAAAAAUGGCCGACUAUGGGAGGUGCUCACAUCAAAAGAUGGACUCAACUACCCAAAAUGCAUUGCGUUUUCGCAAUCCGGGCGCCUGGUAGUUACCCAGUCAGUGGCUAACGACAGAAACGAGGCUGUUAUUAUGGAGUAUAAUGCAGACGACUUUAAAUCACUCAAUUCGUUAUUACUUUAUGCAAUAUCUGUAUAGCAUAUAUACUUUAUAUUUGUCCUUUCAAAGCCAAAACAUAUUUCCCUAAAUGUAUCCAUUGUCCACUUCACACGCGAUACGUCCGUAGAGUUAUCAUAUUAUUUUGUACUUAGAAUACCCGUAAUCUUAAAUGUCAUACAAAAUUGUGUAUGUUUCACUUUCUAAUUUCUAAUUGCUAGAAAGGUGUAAUAUUAGAAUAUAGGAUUUUCAUCACCACAAUAUCUUUCUGAACUAAUGGUAGAUUUCUCAGUUAUAUGCGCGCAUAUUAAGUUUGUUUUAAUAAAGUACGGAAACUGCUGUUACAUUUCACCUGCUCUAACAUCUACAUUCGCCCGUUAACUUGACAAUGCUCGUUUUAUAGGGGAAUUCAGAUACAGUCCACGUACAGUUAACUGUCUCUAAUAUCUGUCAUUGUCUAAUAAAUAAAGCUCAUUAUACGGGAGAAAAUCAAAAAUACUUUCAGCACCAUUAUAUUCUUACUGUAUAUUCUUCUUAACUUUGCCUUUAGUGUUAACAGAAAUUAGUCUAUGAACUCGCUGUCUCUCUCUCUGGAUAAUAGUAACAUUUCACAAUAACACUGUCGACUUUCAACUGUUACACUGUCACUUUCUAUAUCAUAUCGGCAGACGGUAACAGUUACAAGUUUUGAUGUUCUAGUAUCUGGAAACAGCAACAAUUACGCCGCCACUAUCUGUAUCAUUUAGUAUCAGCAAACAGCAUCAGUAAAAAUCGGUAAAAUUUAGUAUCAGCAAACAGCAAAUGUAUACCGUCACUAACUGUAUCAAAAAUCGGUAAAAUUUAGUAUCAGCAAACAGCAAGUGUAUGCCGUCACUAACUGUAUCAAAAAUCGGUAAAAUUUAGUAUCAGCGAACAGCAAAUGUAUACCGUCACUAACUGUAUCAAAAAUCGGUAAAAUUUAGUAUCAGCGAACAGCAAAUGUAUACCGUCACUAACUGUAUCAAAAAUCGGUAAAAAAUAGUAUCAGCAAACAGCAAAUGUAUACCGUCACUAACUGUAUCAAAAAUCGGUAAAAAUUAGUAUCAGCAAACAGCAAAUGUAUACCGUCACUAACUGUAUCACCAAUCGGUAAAAGUUCCACUUUUUUACGUACCAGUAUCAGCAAACGGUAGUUGUUUAAAAUAGACUUUCUGGACAGGAUUGAUUCUGCCUUUGCGACCAAUGUAGAUCUUGAUCAGCCUGCACAUCCAUGCAGUCUGAUAAAGAUCUGCAAUGUUUGCCAUUCAGUCAGUAUCUUUCAGUAAGCACCGCUUUUAACAGUUAAUGCCACUGUCCAAAUUGAAAGAUGGAAAAGUUCACUUUAGAAAUUUAGCAGGGUAAGGGUAAAUAUAUAACAGUUGUCGUUCACUGAUACAAUUGUUGUAAAAGAUGUAUAAUAAUGAUAAUAAUAAUAAUGAUAAUAAUAAUAUUAAUAAUAAUAAUAAUAUGAUAAUGACCGUUGAUAUAAAAAUGGCGUUGAAACAGAUGGUGUUGUCACUGAUACUGCAAAAAUACAGAAGAGGUACAGAAGAAAUUCUUUAAGAUUAUGAAAACAAGACCAGAAUUGCAACGACUGUAGAAUUUACAAAUUUUCCUUUCACUAAAGAAAGCUGUGCAUUUAGAUUUAUCCCAAGCAGACAUGAAACACGGCUGAAACAAAUUGUUAUCAACAAUUAUGGGUGGUAUGUCUCAUAAUGAGGCAUAUUUGGUUAAAAACGCGUGUUGCUUCAGAGGUGACACAUACUUUUUGAACCCUUACCCUGCUAAAUUUCUAUAAUGAACUUAUCCAUCUUUAAAUUUGGACAGUACCAUUAACUGUUAAUAGGGGUACUUAUCGAAAAGAUACUGACUGAAUGACGAACAGUGCAGAUCAUGAUCAGACUGUCGCAAAGGCAGAAUCAGUCGUGUCCAGCUGGUAAAGGUUAAACGUGUAACACUACCAACUCGAUUAUCCAGAGAGACAUGUUUUAGCAUAAUUAGGACAGUGUGUAGUUUUUAUAAGAUUUUAUACUAGUACUAUAUACUCAUUAUUGAUAUUCAUCAUGCCAUGUGUCACACAUUUACUAUAGAAAGUAUUCACAAACGAAACAGGUUUAUUUUUAUCAGAGACACCUUAAGAUGUGUCACUGUUUUAAUUGAGAAGGUAUUUUUUAUUAGCAUUGGCAACUUGAGAGUGAAAACCAAAUGAUUCAUUCAGUUAUGUACACAUUUUUGUCGAACUGUCGGCUUACUCUAAAUAUAUUGACUAAGAUUAAACUGAUGUCUAUGUAAAAAACUUGAAAAUGAUAUUCUGAUGUAUAUCUUGGGACAUGUUUUCGUGAUUUCCCGCUCCCCCACAAUCUCACUGCGCAAUCCCCAUCCGAACAGCAAAACUGUUUUAAGACUAUUGGUAUAAGUUGUUUUAUCAAAACUUUACUCGAGUAAUACGAGGGAUGCAGAUUCCGUUUUCAUGCCUACAUAUAAUGAAAUUCUUUCACUGUUUAUCAUCUAUGAUGAUGAUUUGCAACAUUUUUUUGUUCGAAGCUAGAAGUGUGAUAUUUCUAAUUACAAAGGAUUCUAUUUAGAAAGUAACUCGUCAUAAUAUUAUAUUGAUUUUUGUAAAGUGAGUAAUAUACAUGAAGAUUGUAUUAGUUAACUUAACAAGUACGUAUAUGGUGAAGAAACUGCACACAAAUAGAAUGAUUUGAAUCUAAAACAUUUGUGACUACUCGUUCACAUUUAACUCGUUCCUCAAUUAUGUCGUUCCUCAAUUAACUCGUUCUCAAUUAACUCGUUCUCGUUCUCUGUUAACUUGUGCAGAGAAAAGUACAAACUCCUUAACAUCGAUGUAAGGAUAUGAUUUUGUAAUGCUUAAUGAAACAAAACCGUGAUCAAGACAUUAAGAAGCGAUUGUAAAACUUUUCAUUCCUAAUAUACGACGUGUAACUUGAAGUUUCGCGUUGCAAGAUUCAGGAUUCCAGUUAGGUACACUUGAUCUAAAUCCAUAAGAUUUCUAUCGGGAAAACAUUUUUCAGAAUUAUGCCAACCUUCAACAAAACCUGCAUGACUAGUAGACACCAAAUUUGAACAUUCAGCUGUGGGCGAAUUACCAUAAUGUACAAAAGAACUGGUAGUUCGGACAAAUAAAAUUUCACUUAUGUGGAAUUUAAAGAUGUUGCUCUUAAUAACAACAAAUAUUUCUGUCCUAUUUUAUCUUAUGUCAUGUUAGAAUUUAUAAAACAUUUAUAGCUUCAGAGGUAUACAAUAGUAAAAAGGUAAAUUGAAUAACCCGGUCUCAUAGUUGUUAGUCGAGUUUAAUGUUAGUGUACAUACUUAGCUUCUUGUAGUACAUUUUUAAAGCUGUUAUUGUUUUUGUUUGUAACUUAUCGAAGACAUAAAUAAUAAACACAAA
Messenger RNA from Mercenaria mercenaria, 5130 nucleotides. RefSeq names its product tripartite motif-containing protein 3-like. The coding region runs from base 792 to 1742 and encodes 316 amino acids. Gene Ontology annotation, biological process: negative regulation of translation; proteasome-mediated ubiquitin-dependent protein catabolic process; protein polyubiquitination. Gene Ontology annotation, molecular function: translation repressor activity; ubiquitin protein ligase activity; protein binding. Lineage: Eukaryota; Metazoa; Mollusca; Bivalvia; Venerida; Veneridae. The transcript is spliced from 3 exons. The record is from RefSeq and is a predicted model, not a curated record.